Molecule: messenger RNA, 1569 nt
Organism: Fonsecaea nubica
Lineage: Eukaryota; Fungi; Ascomycota; Eurotiomycetes; Chaetothyriales; Herpotrichiellaceae
Exons: 7
Coding region: 1-1569 (522 amino acids)
Source: RefSeq, a predicted model, not a curated record
AUGGUGGCCGCAGCGUGGGAAACCGAGGCGCAAAAGUGCAGAGAGAUCCUCACAAAAUCUAUCCCUGCCGGGUACGCUCUCGCCGACGAUCGACUACCCUCGCCGGAGGAGAGGUCGAAUGUGACCACGUUCAUCGCGGACUGUGGCGCUCUCUCUCCCAAAGAGCUCGCCAUCACGGAGAAUGGAGCGGGCGAACUGACGGCGGCGAUGGCGACGGGCAAGUACACCGCCGAAGAGGUGACAGUCGCUUUUCUCAAACGGGCAGUAAUUGGUCAUCAGCUGGUCAACUUCGCAACCGAGUUUCUAGCGACUGAAGCCAUCGAGAGAGCCAGGGAACUCGACAAAUAUUUUCGGGACACAGGCAAGCUCGUGGGUCCGUUGCACGGUGUGCCCAUCUCUGUCAAGGAACACAUUGGGCUCGAAGGUCGUAUUUGUCACAGUUCAUAUACGGCGUGGGUGAAGAAUGUCGUCGCCGAAGAUGCGCUGAUCGUCGCUCUGAUGAAGAAGGCCGGUGCCGUCAUCCUCUUCCGAACAAACCAGCCCCAGACAUUAAUGCACGGAGACACCAACAACAAUAUCUAUGGUAAGACAGUCAAUCCAUCCAACCGCCUCAUGAGCAGUGGUGGAUCAUCCGGAGGCGAGGGAGCCGCCAUCAAGCUGCGAUGCGCUGCCAUUGGGACGGGCACCGACAUCGCCGGUUCAAUCAGGAUCCCAUCGGCACUCUGUGGCGUCUAUGGCUUUCGUCCCACGUCUUGUCGAUUGCCUUACAAGGGCAUCAUGCUUGCUGGGGGCGGUCAGGAGUCUGUUCGCUGUGUGGUCGGCCCAUUGGCCAACAAUAUCGAUGAUUUGGAACUGAUGAUGAGGACGGUCCUGGAUCAAAGUCCGUGGGAGGUCGAGACAAGCCUCGUGCCGCUGCCGUGGAGCCCUGUAAAGGCAUUUACACCACAGACCCUCACUGUCGGGGUCAUGGUUGACGAUGGGAUUGUGAGACCCAGCCCUCCGUUGCGGCGGGCAAUGGAAAUGGCUCAAGCAAAGCUCAAGGCUGCUGGAGUCAAACUGGUGCCGUGGAUCGGGCACAGACACGACGAGUUGCGGCCGCUGCUGUACGAGCUAUGUUUUUCCGAUAAUGCGGCCGUACAGAAAGGUCUUCUGGCAGAAACACAAGAGCCCUGGUUGAAGCUGACCAAACGGGCCAUGGGACUAGGACGCGAGAUGGAUAUCCACGAGAUUUGGCGGCUACACGAGCUGCGUAACACCAUCCGAGAGGAAUAUCAUGCAAAGAUGAAGCAGCUGGGUAUUGAUGUCAUUCUCUCGCCUGCCGUCAACCAGGUCGCCGUCUUGACCGAGGACUUCACCUACGGCUUCUACACGGGGGUGUACAACAUUCUCGAUUUUCCCGCCGCAGUCUUUCCAACCAAAUUGGUGUCAGAUGCAAACUUGGACGUCGAGGAUGCUAACGCACAACCCCGAAAUGACUUUGAGGAUCGUGAACUCGCGAAAUGUAUGUCUCUUGAAGGGGUCGUCGAGGGCGAGGAUCUGGUUAAGUCGUCAGCUAACGUCAGUUUUUAG